Messenger RNA from Trichosurus vulpecula (common brushtail), 2247 nucleotides. RefSeq names its product sterile alpha and TIR motif containing 1 (gene SARM1). NCBI's taxonomy places the organism in Eukaryota, Metazoa, Chordata, Mammalia, Diprotodontia, Phalangeridae. Gene Ontology annotation, biological process: response to axon injury; negative regulation of MyD88-independent toll-like receptor signaling pathway; signal transduction. Gene Ontology annotation, molecular function: signaling adaptor activity; protein binding; NAD+ nucleosidase activity. Bases 1 to 2157 code for a protein of 718 amino acids. The record is from RefSeq and is a predicted model, not a curated record. Gene Ontology annotation, cellular component: dendrite. The transcript is spliced from 9 exons.
AUGGUCUUGACGCUGCUCUUCUCCGCCUACAAACUCUGCCGCUUCUUCACCAUGUCAGGCCCGGAGCGGCUGUCAGUGCCCGGCCCCCGGAGCACAGGAAGCAGCUGGUGGGCAGUGGGUGGUGGGAUUACCCGGGAGGUGUCGCCGGGGACCAACGUAGAGGUGCAGGGGGCUCUGGAGCGGGUCCUGCCCGAACUGCAACUGGCGCUGUCGGGGCUCAAGCAGGCAGGCAGCCCGGAGGCGGUGGACACCGGCCUGUCCGAAGUGUUCCAGCUGGUGGAGGAGGCGUGGGUCAUCCCCACUGUGGGACGUGAGGUGGCCAAGGGGCUGUGUGAGGCCAUCCGCCUGGAGGGUGGCCUCGACCUUCUGCUACAGCUGCUGCAGGCAUCCGAGCUGGACACCCGAGUCCUGGCGGCUCAGCUCCUGGAGCAGAUUCUGGUGGCUGAAAAUAGGGACCGGGUGGCCCGCAUCGGGCUGGGUGUCAUCCUGAACCUGGCCAAGGAGCGCGAGCCCCUGGAGCUGGCGCGCAGCACCGCGGGCAUUUUGGAGCACAUGUUCAAGCACUCGGAGGAGACCUGCCAGCGGUUGAUAGCAGCCGGCGGCCUGGACGCGGUACUCUUCUGGUGCCGCCGCACAGACUCGGCCCUCCUGCGCCACUGCGCCCUUGCGCUGGCCAACUGCGCCCUGCACGGAGGCCAGGCAGCCCAGAGGCGCAUGGUGGAAAAGCGUGCGGCCGAGUGGCUCUUCCCAUUGGCCUUCUCCAAGGAGGACGAGCUGCUCCAGCUUCACGCCUGCCUGGCCGUGGCCGUGCUGGCCACCAACAAGGAAAUCGAGCGCGAGGUGGAGCGUUCCGGCACCCUGGCCCUCGUGGAACCCCUCGUGGCUUCCCUGGACCCCGGACGCUUCGCCCGCUGCCUGGUGGACGCCAGUGACACGAGCCAGGGUCGGGCGGCCGAUGACCUGCAGCGCCUCGUGCCCCUGCUGGACUCCUCACGCCUGGAGGCUCAGUGCAUAGGGGCCUUCUACCUCUGUGCUGAGGCGGCCAUAAAGAGUCUCCAGGGCAAGAGUAAGGUGUUUAGCGAGAUUGGAGCCACACAGAGCCUGAAGCGUCUGGUUUCCUAUUCUACCAAUGGCACCACAUCAGCACUGGCCAAGCGGACACUGCGCCUGGUGGGUGAGGAAGUCCCACGGCGUAUCCUGCCUUGUGUACCUAGCUGGAAGGAGGUCGAGGUACAGACUUGGCUACAGCAGAUUGGCUUCUCCAAGUACUGUGAGCGCUUCUGGGACCAUCAGAUAGAUGGAGAUCUGUUGCUGCGUCUGACAGAAGAAGAGCUUCGAGAUGACCUGGGAAUGAAAUCUGCUAUCACCCGCAAGAGGUUCUCUCGGGAGCUCACAGAACUGAAGACCUUUGCGAACUACUCGACAUGUGAUCGCAGCAACCUUGCAGACUGGCUGGGAAGUCUGGACCCCCGAUUCCGCCAGUAUACCUACGGGCUGGUGAGCUGCGGUGUGGAUCGCACACUGCUGCAUCGGGUCUCUGAGCAGCAGCUCCAGGAGGACUGCGGCAUCCACAUCGGUUUCCACCGGGUUCGAAUCCUCACUGCUGCCCGUGAGAUGCUGCACUCACCCCUGCCUUGCAGUGGCUGCAAGUCCAGCUUCGAGAACCCCGAUGUCUUUAUCAGCUACCGCCGAAGCUCAGGCUCCCAGCUUGCCAGUCUCCUGAAGGUACACCUGCAGCUACAUGGCUUCAGUGUCUUCAUUGACGUGGAAAAGCUGGAGGCUGGCAAGUUUGAGGACAAGCUGAUCCAGAGCGUCAUGGGAGCCCGGAACUUUGUGCUGGUACUGUCCUCUGGUGCCCUGGACAAAUGUAUGCAGGAUCAUGACUGCAAGGAUUGGGUGCAUAAGGAGAUUGUGACUGCGCUGAACUGCGGGAAGAACAUAGUGCCUGUGUUGGACGGCUUCACGUGGCCUGAGCCACAGUCGCUGCCUGAGGAUAUGCAGGCUGUUCUGAAGUUUAAUGGCAUCAUGUGGUCCCACGAAUACCAAGAGGCCACCAUUGAGAAGAUCAUUCGCUUCCUGCAGGGCCGCUCAUCCCGGGAUUCCUCCGCUGGCUCUGACAACAGCCUAGAGUGUGCUGCCCCAUUGGGCCAGACCUAGACACCCCCUUCCCUCUAGCCUUGUUCCCGUUACCCCCUGCCCUCCACUAGUCCCUGGUUCUCCCAACCCCUCCCCCAUUGGAAGAGAUGG